GAUGCAGCUCUGACCGGAGCCCGGGCCUCCCGCCCCCUGAGCUGGGGCAGUAGGCACGAGCUCUGAGGUACACCCCAAAUUCCUGUGGCCCAACGCCCGUGACCCCUGACCUCCUCCUCCCUGCCAUCGAGGCCCCCGCCUCCGCACCAUGGCCAUCGCCGUGCAGCCCAAUGACCUGAUGUUUGACUUCGCCAGCAAUGGAAUGGAGCUCGAUGACCCCUCGGUAUUCCCAGCUGUGAUCGUGGAGCAGGUGCCCUGCACGGACCUGCUGCACGUGUACUCGGGGCUGGAGUCCGACGAGGCACCCAAUGGCAUCAUGGCUGACCAGUCUCUGGACGUGGCGGAAGAGCAGAUCCUUGGGGGUAGCAUCUCCCUGGCCGAUGGUGUUGAGGAGACAGCCCAACCCACGGUGGCUGCUGAAGUCCUGUUGAACAUGGAGUCCCCCAACAACAUCCUGGAUGAGAAGCGCAUGUGUGCUCCGGCUCUUCUCUGCCCUGCAGUCAAUGGCUCUGGGAUAUUGCAGAAUAGGGAGUCCUCUGCCCUCACCAGCUAUGUAUUCGUGGGACCCGGAGAUUUCCAGAGUGAAGGGAUUAGCAACGGAGUGUCCCUGGAGGAAGAAGACUCCAUGGAGGAAGCCAUAAGGAAGCCAGUGGCUGGGAAGCAGAGGAAAAAAGUCCGGAAGCUGAAGCCUCCCCGCUGCCCCUCCCCCGUCACGGCCCCCAGCGUUCCCAUCCGGAAGAAAUCAAAGGAUGGAAAAGGUAAUACCAUCUACCUGUGGGAGUUCCUCCUUGCUCUCCUCCAGGACAAGAAUACCUGCCCCAAGUACAUCAAGUGGACCCAGAGAGAAAAGGGCAUCUUCAAGCUGGUGGACUCUAAGGCCGUAUCCAAGCUGUGGGGAAAGCAGAAAAAUAAGCCGGAUAUGAACUACGAGACCAUGGGGCGGGCUCUGAGGUAUUACUAUCAGCGGGGCAUCCUGACCAAAGUGGAAGGGCAGAGGCUGGUUUACCAAUUCAAGGAUAUGCCCAAGGACCUGGUGGUGAUCGAAGAUGAAGGAGACAGAGUGGCCGCGGCCCCCGCCGAACAGGCCCAGCCACCCAGCAGGCCUGAAGCCGGCCUGGCAGCCCCACCCCGGCCAGCCCGCAAAACCCCCUCGAAGACCGCGCCGCGGCCCAGCCAGCCCCGAGACCACCCUCAGCGGAUCCCGGGGGAGCCUCUGGCUUCAGGGAUGCAGCCUCCUCGGGAGCCCAGCCGGCUUCAGCAGGAAGAACCCAGGGCCAACUCACCUUUGCCAGUCUCUCUUCUGGGGCCCCAACAAGAGCCCCAGGUGGCUCUGGCCCGCACUGUGAGUUCUCCUUUGAUGCCCGGCAGCAUCCAACUGGGGGUGUCCCCGGGGGGCCCGGGGCUGGGAGCCCUAACCCUGCAGACCAUCCCGCUCACCACGGUGCUCACCAACGGGCCGCCCCCAGCCGCCGGGACCCCCAAGGUCCUCCUGCAGGGCAUCCCGGCCUCAGCGGCUUUCAAGGACGUCAUCACCCUGCAGGCCGCCUUCCCGGUGAACCGGGGCUUCCCCGAAGGCCAGCCGCCCCCGCUGCCGCCCCAGCACGUCCUGGUCAGCGGCCUCCCAUCGAUGGGCAACAAGCUGGCCUCUUUCCUGGGCCCCGAAGGCCACCCCGGCCUCGCCCCCACGGUGACACUGAGUGCCCCGGGGCAGCCGGUGCUGGGCCCGCCAGCGAACACAGUCAUUGCCACCAUCAUCAGAACUGCGGAAGGCGGACCCCAGGGCCCCAAGGAGGAGGUCCUGGGCCCCCAGUAUCUGCAGGGCCUGGUGCCUGCCCCACCUGGCUCCCUGGAUGGCAUCCUCAUCUCAGGCGAGGCCAUGAAGGAGUUUCUGCAAGAUCAGGCCCAGUUCCAGCAGCUCGGCCUCGGGCCGCACCACCAGGCCUUGCAGGCCUCCACCCCCGCCGGCGCCCACAGCUGCCCACAGCCCAGCAACCCAAGCAUCGGGCUGACCCCGGUGGCGGAACUCGAACUCUCCUCCGGCUCGGGGACCCUGCUACCAGCCGAGCCGAGCCUGGGGCAGCCCGGGGCCCUCCUGGCGGUUUCCUCCCCUGCCUUCCCGGAGCCGUCUGGGAGCAGCCCCACCGCUCUCCUGUCUCUGAGCGGCCCGGCCGGCAAAGAGGACCAGAAGGAUGGGAAGUGAAGCGGAGACGGGAGACGGAGCAGAGAAGCCAACGGCCUCUUUGGCGGGCAUGAUGCCCGGGGAGCUUGGCAAAGACCGCUGCAGAGCCACGGGCUGGAGAACAGCAUUGGGAUGCCGGGCCCCGGCCCCUUGUUCUACUCAUCAGCCACGUCCCUCUCGCUGCCUCGGAUUGCAGCCCCCAAACAGGGCAAGGCUCAGGGGUCAAUCAGGUGGUUUUCCUUCACAGGCCUCCAGAAGGGAGCGAACCUCGAGUUGCUUCGCCCAGCCCAGAAAGGGCAACGUGGAGGCCCCGUCUCUCUCUCCCCACACCGCGCUGGAUGAUCAAACAAACCCAGGACGCCUGCCAAGCUGUGCCCUCCUCCCUGCCCUCCCCGCCUC
This is a messenger RNA of Tachyglossus aculeatus (Australian echidna), 2578 nucleotides long. RefSeq names its product E74 like ETS transcription factor 4 (gene ELF4). Gene Ontology annotation, cellular component: nucleus. Bases 149 to 2200 code for a protein of 683 amino acids. The transcript has 8 exons. NCBI's taxonomy places the organism in Eukaryota, Metazoa, Chordata, Mammalia, Monotremata, Tachyglossidae. Gene Ontology annotation, molecular function: sequence-specific DNA binding; DNA-binding transcription factor activity, RNA polymerase II-specific. Gene Ontology annotation, biological process: cell differentiation; regulation of transcription by RNA polymerase II. The record is from RefSeq and is a predicted model, not a curated record.